Postia placenta MAD-698-R-SB12 is the source of this 633-nucleotide messenger RNA. RefSeq lists its product as hypothetical. Gene Ontology annotation, molecular function: transcription corepressor activity. The record is from RefSeq and is a predicted model, not a curated record. Bases 130 to 513 code for a protein of 127 amino acids. The transcript is spliced from 2 exons. Gene Ontology annotation, cellular component: chromatin; Sin3-type complex. Gene Ontology annotation, biological process: negative regulation of transcription by RNA polymerase II. NCBI's taxonomy places the organism in Eukaryota, Fungi, Basidiomycota, Agaricomycetes, Polyporales, Adustoporiaceae.
UCGCGCCAACUUCCAACUGCGUGAUUCUCCCCACCCGCAACCGACCUCACUGCCCGGAGAGAGCAUACCACGCGCCGGACCGUCUUCACGAGCGCCAUCGCCCACAGCGAGUCUGAGAUCACCAAGACGAUGUCGCUGUAUUUCAAAGACGAAGACGGCGCCGCGCAAUUAAUACUAGGGCCUUAUGGGUUCCCCUCCUCGGAGCCGCCCCUGAAUGUGACAGACGCGCUGGACUACAUGGACUCGGUCAAGGCCCAGUUCCAGGAUAAGCCGGAAGUGUACAAUCACUUUUUGAACAUUAUGAAGGAUUUCAAAAGUCAAUUGAUUGAUUUACCGGCAGUUAUUGCCCGCGUCUCCAUGUUGUUCCACAGCAAUCCCUACCUUUUACAAAGGUUCAAUACUUUCCUACCACCCGGUUACCGCAUCGACGUCACGGUGUCAACUAUGAUCACUAUGAUCACGCCAACCAGCGGUGACGUACAGCAUUGGCGCAUUCCUCAUGAUCCCGCCUAGACCUAUUGACCUGGCACCCAGAAUGUGCAGCACGUCCACUGGUGUAUACAUCAUAGACAAUGUGUACUUAGGUUUCGACGCGCAAGACGUACUUGUUGCUAACGCUUCUUGAACGCGCGA